GGUCCUGCUCCAGGGGCGAUCGCUCCCCUCGGGUCCUCGUCGGGCUGCUUUGUUCCUCCUGCACUACCGCCCGAGAUUCCUCUUCCCAGCCCCUUGCUUGGAGGAAAUCAGAACACGCGAGCCUUUCGCCGCAAGCUAUUCCUUUGCCAUUUAGUAUGAAUAAAUCCGGAAAGAGGCGCUGUCAUAUUCUGUUACACAACAAGAAGAUAAAGUAGCCUGCCUUCGACGAACUGGACCAUGAGCAAUGAUUUGCCUGCAUGGAAAUACAUAACUGAGAACGCAACGGCUAUUCCCAAAGAUCCGAGUGUCCAGGAUGGUUAUGUCCUACUGCUUGUCCUUGUGUCUGUCUUCAUUGGUGGGACUUUAGUCCUACUUUCUGGUAUCUUGAUUAUCUGCAGAAGAUGCUGUGAAACUGAUCGAAGGUAUUCAAGGGCUAAUGAUGAUCCUGAAAAAACGAACACAACGUACCUGGAAGACUCUCAACCUACACAAGAAAUCACAAUCAAAGUUGAUGAUUCUGAAUGUUUGUCAACCGGCAGCUAUCAUGACCUCGAAACAGAGCGAUUUCUUUCCACCUGUUCUACUGGUCGCAGAGUUUCUUUUAAUGAAGCAUCGCUAUUUGACCAGGGGAAGAAAACACAGGAAAAAGGACGGAGGUACACUCUGACUGAAGGAGAUUUUCACCAUUUAAAGAAUGCUCGAUUAACUCAUUUGCACAUCUCACCACCUUCACUGAAAAUAGUAACAAUUCACGAGUGUGAAUCAAGUGAGAACAAUAGCUUGGCAAUGAGUGCCCAAGCUCCAUCAUCAUCAUCCAAAACCAACCUUUCCAUUUUCCAGUCUAUCAUAAAUCCACUGCCACAAACAGCUCUGACAAGCCACUCAGUUAACCCCAGCUCAGCCUUGCCUGGGGAUACAUUCAAUUCAUCAGUUAAUACUACCUUUGUUGAAGCAAAUGUUCCUACACCUGCUGAUUCUGGAGAAAGUAGUGUGAUUGAAAGUCUAGCCGGCAGCGCCAAAGGCGGCAGCAGCGGUGCCAUCGAGGCAGCGACGACUCCCAGCCAGGGCACAGUGCUUCAGUUCUUCAGCAAGCUGCGGAGACACGCCAGCCUAGAAUCAGCCAGUCCCUACUUCAAGAUCAAAAAGUGGAAGUUCGAAACGAACCAGCGAGCACUGAGCCUUGAUACGCGAGGGUCUCCAAAGAGACACCAGUUCCAUCGACAGCGUGCUGCCAGUGAGAGCAUGGAACAUGAAGACCAGGAUGCUCACCAGACUGAUAUUAUCCAGUACAUUGCCCACACAGAUGAUGUCACCUUUUGCACCCCUUCAACUCCAUUUGCACAACCUCCUUCCAGUCCACCUCCAUCAACUAGCAGGUUAGAUGCGGCAGAGAAUCUGCCAAACGGGAGUGAAAGUGCUGAAAGGAGGGAGAGCUCAGAUCAACAGAGGAUCUACCGAGAUAUCUGGAACCUUCGAGCUUCUCUCGAGCUUUACAUAUCGUCGGACCAGAGCAGCAAUGAUAAGGAUUCGGUCAGAAGCGACGCGGAGAGCGUGUGCUCCGCAGGCGGGCUACCUAGAACCCUGUCCCAGGACACAGCCGACGAAGCCGAGGAUCUUGAAGACAGUUCUGUAAGCAAGCGAGCCAAGCAGGAUAGUGUUGACUCAGAGCGUGGUAGUGACAGCGAGGCUAACACAAGAAAGCUGCUCCAGAUGGACAGUGGCUACGCAUCAAUUGAGGCUCCCAGCAGAGCACUUGAAGAAAGGAGUGAAAUUGGAACCAAGGACAAAACUGCUUCAGAGAAAAGAAGGUUUUUCACAAGCUCGGGGCGCAAAGGGACUGUCUUUGAAAGUUAUGAUGCAAAAACCUUGAGUGAAGAGAUAGAGGAAGAAGGAGCAGUAGGAGGUGAACCAGAAAGCCCCAUUGGAUGGUCACCAUAUGGUCAAAUGUUUGUAACCAGAGACUAUUUACAUAGACGGGAUUACAGUAUUGAUGAGAAAACAGAUGCCUUAUUCAAUGAAUUUCUCCGGCAUGACCCUCAAUUUGAUGAUUCGCCACUGAAGGCUAAGCACCGGUCUCGUAUCCAUCUACGCAAGCAAUGGCAGAGGACCAAGCAAUACAGUGAUCCAGGAAUCCGUUAUCCACCUGCAUUGGAACGGCACCGAACGCCUCUACGUAGAGGUGACAGUGUGAAUUAUCCACUUGACCAUCGAUACCAGAGCACCUUGCCACGCAUUGUCAGUGCCACAGAUGAAGAACCAACUGAUGGUGGCCAGGAACCCAUCAAAUCACCAACAUCUAAACACUCAGAGGCAGAACCCUCAGGUUCGGAACAUAUCGGUGUUGACACCGAAGAAAGAAUCCAAAUAAUUGAGGAAGAGGCGGCCGAGCAAGGAAAUGUCAUUGACCAAACUGAGCAACCAGACCAAACAGGCUUCCCACAGUCUUUAGGCCAAAUCAGUGGCUUCACAGAGACAAAAAGCUCCACAAACUUUGCGUAUGGGCCUCAGAUGAUAGGGGCAGACCCCAUAGACAAAUUAACUACUAGCAUUGAAGACAGGCUGUAUACCAACCUUAAGAAAAAAGCGAGUGUUGAUUAUAUAGUAGCUGUCACACAUGCUUCACCGGAACACAGCCCUGUUUAG
Molecule: messenger RNA, 2643 nt
Organism: Carcharodon carcharias (great white shark)
Lineage: Eukaryota; Metazoa; Chordata; Chondrichthyes; Lamniformes; Lamnidae
Gene: cbarpb
Product: CACN subunit beta associated regulatory protein b
Exons: 10
Coding region: 238-2643 (801 amino acids)
Biological process (GO): negative regulation of voltage-gated calcium channel activity; negative regulation of calcium ion-dependent exocytosis
Cellular component (GO): plasma membrane; secretory granule
Molecular function (GO): transmembrane transporter binding
Source: RefSeq, a predicted model, not a curated record